UCGUCCUUUUAUACACUUCAGUCUCAACUUCAUAGCUUCCUAGACUCUUUUGUGUAUGUAUCAUUCUAAAAAAUCUCUGUGAUCAAAGAGCAGAGAGGGAGAGUAACUAAUCCGGAGCUGAUUGAGGCCGUUUGUGGGAGGGCAGGCUGUGGCAGGACAGAUACUCAACAAUGGCAGCAAAUCAACUAGAUGAUGUAAUUCAGAGAUGGAGAAAAGCCCAGGUAAAAGAUUUGAAACCAGAAGAUCAUGAACUUUUUCUGAACGUUGGUCAAAUGUGCAUUGUUCAGGGUGACAGUGCACAACUGCUUGAUUUUAUCAGCUGUGACAAAAAUCAGGACAUAGUAAGGUCAAUGGGUAGUUGUCUCUUGGGGCCCCUGAUUAAGGAGGUGGUGAGGAAAGAGAGGGAUUCUGUGCACUGUCAGGCUGUGAUCAAACACCUCUUACAGAGCUGCAGUUCGGACGAGGUUCUGAACGUCUUGCUCAGGCAAGUUGAGGAAACUGAUCCUGAUGUAAUUGCAGACACCAUCAUUCUGCUUAUGCAACAUAUUCAACCAGUGCUGAUGAGGCUUGGUGAUUCAAAGCCUGUCAUGUUGAGCCUGGCCCUAGAUGCUCUGCACAGACAGAUCUCGAAGCUGCCGGUACCAUACAUGCGCAAACAGGAAGAGGAAGACGAGCACGGUCUCGGUUGCUGCUGCGCUGCUUUGCUGACCUUUGUGCAGCCAUUUGUGCAGGAAGUCAAACGACAAGAUUUAAAGAGUCCACUGACAGACACAUAUCAUGCAAGACUGAAGACUGUGCUUCUGAAAUUUUGCAUGGAGAGUCUGAGGGAACCUCUCCUUGAAGCUCAGCUUGAUAGGGAGGCUCACACAUCACAAAACUCCCAAUUAUGGAUCUUUGCCACAGGGAUUAUGACUACUCUAUCAGAUAUCAAUGAGCCUCUGCCCAAACUCCUGUUCUACUACCCUUUGAGAAGGAAGGAAGAUGAAUUGGCCGAAUCAAAGGCUUCCUUGGCCUACCUGCUCUUUGUCCAGCAUAUUGCAAUUGACUUGUUCCCUGCUGUCUUCAGCCCAGGGUUUGUUCUGCAAUGCAACGUGCAGUACAUCAGCAUUUUAUUGAGCAGAAAAGAUGAAGCAUGGAUCUUGAAAGGUUUGGAUUUGUAUGUUAAAAUCUUGACGGGAGUUUCAGACAACAGUCUUACAGUUGAGUUGCUAGAGCAGAAGAUUUUUCAUACAGUCACACAAAACCUAAUUCAAAUCAUGACUGACUGUCCUAUCCAGCACUUGAGAUCAAAAGCUCUUGUGGUGUUUCAGCUUUUUAUCGAGAAACUAAAUGGGGAAACAAAGCAUAAAUUCUUCAGAUGCACAAUGAAAACCAGUCAGCAUGCAGGGGUGGAAAGUGUCAUUCUCACAAACAUCAGAAAUCAAGUGGAGCAUUCAAGCAAGUCAGAACAGAUGGACAGCUGGUUUAAGGGGACAUUACUGAUAGUACUUCUGAGGGACACGCUGAGUUUACAUCAAGGCCCAGAGACGGACUUACUGCAUGGAAUGGACAGGGUCAUGGUGUCUCUAAAUCUUCUAAGAUAUCUGCUCAUUAGAGAAAGAAACAAACCUACAGGUAUUUGGGCAGACCUUUGUAACAUUGCUGAGAGCUACUUAAAAAUACUGCGUGUGUGUCUCAGCAUGUCAAAAUCAUACUAUGGGUCUGAACUUAAGAGACAUCAUGAGGACAGAAAGCUUAAAGUUAAGGAAUUGAAAGAAGUCUUAGGAAAGAAAUCAGUUCAACCCAUGAUUUUGAAGAACAAACCACUGAGUGAGAUGCCCUCUGAGGCACAGGAAAAGGUACUACAGUGUGCACUGGUUACAUAUGAUCUGAUGGAGAGUCUCAUCAUCCGAAUAGAAGAAAUCCAAGAGGAGAGAGUAUAACGUGACACACACACACAACAUGUGUGAUCAAUGUGAUGUACUGUCUGGCUUAACUUGUUAACUUAAAAUCUUAUUUCACCUUUCUUGGAAAAUAAGACUACUCAAAUCAGGAUUUGCCAAGAAUAAGCUGUUUACUUACACCAAGGAAAACACACAUGAAUUAUACAUAUUACAGAAUAUUGUGCAUGCACUGUUAAAUAAAAGUAUUUGCAGAUGCUGUAUGAGAAAAUAGACUGGAGGUAAAAUAGUCUGCAGUUAUUAAUAUGUUGAUGUAGAAGUGGGCUGUGUGGCCUGUGUUUGUGCUGUUGCUGCUUUUAUCUUUAAAUGAAACUCGGGGCUCUAUUUGUUGGAUUCAAAUAAAGGUGAUUAAAAUUAAA
Messenger RNA from Clarias gariepinus (North African catfish), 2299 nucleotides. RefSeq names its product glomulin, FKBP associated protein b (gene glmnb). Gene Ontology annotation, molecular function: ubiquitin-protein transferase inhibitor activity. Gene Ontology annotation, cellular component: cytoplasm. The coding region runs from base 171 to 1922 and encodes 583 amino acids. The record is from RefSeq and is a predicted model, not a curated record. Lineage: Eukaryota; Metazoa; Chordata; Actinopteri; Siluriformes; Clariidae. The transcript is spliced from 18 exons.